AUGGCAGCUGCAACUGGCUAUGAUGGCCCGAAUGAUGAGCAGUUGCAUGCGUAUGCCGACCUAAGUUAUGCUCACCAACCAUUCUACGGGAGCAAUCUGGUGGAGGUUUUUGCCGUGCGUGUCCCUGAUGCAGCCGCCUCCUCCCGAGGAAACAGGCUGCCGCCUUGUGGCAUAGUCGAUGUUGGUGGCGCCUAUUGCUCUGUGUCUCUGGUCUUCAGCAGGAUCCACCAUGACGACUCCAUCACUCCACAACCUUGCGAUUGGCAGGGCAACCUUGUGCUAACUGGUCCAGGAAGAGCCAUCUCAGCAGAUGGACCUAUCGGGUUCAGCAUUUAUCUCCAUGACAAUAGCCAAGAUAUCUCUGUUGAAGAAAUCUGGAACAAGAGCGUGCAUUUACACCUGGAGACCCCAACAUUGGACAGGCCCCUAUUAGAAACUGCCAAUACUCCUUAUGGUCCUGUGGAGGUGAUCUAUGCCAUCCUGAGCCAGGGAGUUGAAUGCAAAGUUGCUGUGAGGCUUACUCAUCGCGAUGUAAAAGAUCCUAUCAGCCUUUUUGGGAGAAUUGUCGCUCGCAGCGAGCUGUUUGAUAUCGGCUGCGUGCUUUUCUACAACGAAGACGUGAAGGGCAUAUGUGCACGAUCAGGAGAGCUGAUUCCCUUAGCUAGACAUCAGCUUGCGGUGCCAUUGUACAAGGUACUGGUAAUUGAAAUAGAUCUGCACUCUGAUUGUGGUGACGAGAUUAUGAGAGGCACACUAGAGUUUCAUCCCUUGCCCGAAGGCGAUCAAACGGCGCGUCUUAUCAGCAAGAGUGGUACUCAAAUUGAAGUGAAGAUCUUCAUUACAGAAUACUUUAGGUAG
This is a messenger RNA of Triticum turgidum subsp. durum (durum wheat), 858 nucleotides long. The record is from the annotation of a GenBank genome assembly. Lineage: Eukaryota; Viridiplantae; Streptophyta; Magnoliopsida; Poales; Poaceae.